This is a messenger RNA of Saccostrea cuccullata (small rock oyster), 1900 nucleotides long. RefSeq lists its product as uncharacterized. Gene Ontology annotation, molecular function: zinc ion binding; ubiquitin protein ligase activity. The coding region runs from base 112 to 1758 and encodes 548 amino acids. Lineage: Eukaryota; Metazoa; Mollusca; Bivalvia; Ostreida; Ostreidae. Gene Ontology annotation, biological process: protein polyubiquitination; protein monoubiquitination; proteasome-mediated ubiquitin-dependent protein catabolic process. The record is from RefSeq and is a predicted model, not a curated record. Gene Ontology annotation, cellular component: extracellular region. The transcript has 2 exons.
UGAAAGUAAAAUAUUAGUUUGUGCAAUAAUGGGGCGGUGGCUUGAAAAACAGUUCGGAUGAUUGAGAUUGAUUUAUGAUAAAGAUUAAAUCUUUGACAAUCAAGCAGGAGGAUGAAUAGAGAUACAAGUACUGCGAUUUCCUGUUCUCAAAAAGUAAUCAAAUGUGAAGCUUGUAACAACCCUCUCAAAAAUUGUAAUUUCUGUAACAGUUGUCAAGUCAGUCUAUGCAAAGAAUGUAUAAACAAACGUGUUGAGAAGAACAAGUCAAUAACCAAUAAUGAGAUAUGGAUAAUUUUUCCAGAAUGUGAAUAUCACCCACAUCAUAGAUGUGAGGGUCAAUGUCAACAAUGUGACGUCCCUGUGUGUAUAAAAUGUAUCAUCAAAUCCCAUCAAGGACACACCCUGUUAGAUAUAGAAAAUAUAUACAAUGACAAGAAAGAGGAAAUCCAAAAGGAAACUCAAGAAAUCAAAUCCAAACUUCUCCCCAAAUGCACGAAGUAUAAUGAAGAUACAGAUGGAGAAAUAACCAAAUCCAUGGGAAAAUAUGUUGAACUCGAAAAAGAAAUAGAGAAACAAAGAAAAGUUUGGCACCAAGAAGUAGAUAACAUCUUCAAUAAACUGAGCUCCAUAACCCAGUCCAAAAAAGUUGAACAUCUGGAUGUACUGAAAUCACAUCAAAGCAAACUCAAAAACCUGAUUGCAGACAUGAAUGAAACAGUUAAAGAAAACCAGGAAAUGCUUAAGUCGAACAAAGUGUCCCAGGUCACCAGCUUUAAUUCCAGACUGAAAAAAUACAGAGAUAUCCCUGAAGUCAUUGAUGUUUUUAUUCCCUUACUGAAAACUAACGCAGUCCAAGAAAGAGAACUCGGUAUCGAGCUAGGAGAAUAUAAAGCUAGACUGACAUGGACAUCUAUGAAAAAGUUAUUGGUAAAAUCAAGAGUUAUUGCAACGUUUCCUACUGGGGUCAAACCACUAUUAAGAGUAGUUUGUGCUGGAGAUGAUAAAUGUUGGGUUAGCGAAAAGGGAAGAACCAUAAGAUGUGUUGAAAAACUUGGAUCCCUGCAUGAUACUGUAACACCAACAUUAAACUCCUCCAGUGAUAGCCCAGUACCAAAAGAAGAAGAACUAAUUUGUAUAUCAGUGAAUAAACAGGGAGAUCUGAUAUACAGCGAUUAUAAUAAUAGAACUGUAAGCCUUUACAGACAUGGGCGAUCAGAGGUAGUGAUCACCACACCAAAUGAUUGGAAACCAGCAGGACUGUGCACCACUAGAUCAGGAGACAUAUUGGUCAAUCUUUAUAAUGGAGAUCAAAACAAGAUUGUCCGAUAUCAGGGAGAGAAAGUCAAGCAGGAAAUAUUCAAAGACGAGAAUGACAAACCAAUCUAUGGAAGUGGUGAAUAUAUGUUGUUUGUAGCAGAGAACAGCAAUGGAGAUAUCUGUGCCUCUGACCGUAAUUCUGACGCUUUGGUAGUCUUGGACAAGACGGGAAGAUUCCGAUUCCAAUACUAUGGUACACCAGCCAAAAGGAAGGAAACAUUUAAUCCCAAUGAGCUGGUGACAGAUUCUCUGAGUCAGAUUAUUGUGACAGACUGGACCAACGACUGCCUACACAUUAUUGAUCACGAUGGACAGUUCCUGAGAUGUGUAGAUGACUGUGAUCUAUCUAGACCUCGCGGACUGAGUUUUGACAGUGAGGGGAAGUUGUGGGUGGGAUUGUAUGAAACAGGAGAAGUAAAGGUGAUCCAGUAUACGGAGUAAAGAGAUAGUGAAAAUCAUCUGAUGGUGAUGGCGUAAAACGUGUACUGUUGCUAAUAACAUGUUUAUUUUAUUUUUAUGAUUAUGAUAUAAAUUAUGAUAUUGAUUUUCACUCCUCCAUGGCACCUGAUCCCACCUCUGAUGU